Molecule: messenger RNA, 1789 nt
Organism: Hypoxylon trugodes
Lineage: Eukaryota; Fungi; Ascomycota; Sordariomycetes; Xylariales; Hypoxylaceae
Product: MSF1-domain-containing protein
Exons: 1
Coding region: 581-1360 (259 amino acids)
Biological process (GO): phospholipid transport
Cellular component (GO): mitochondrial intermembrane space
Molecular function (GO): phosphatidic acid transfer activity
Source: RefSeq, a predicted model, not a curated record
GAAUGUUCUCUGGCGACUUUUUUUAUUUGACUCGUUCGAUCACAACCGUCAGCAGCCGUCGCACACAGCAAAUACAUCAUAUCACCUGGCAUCACCACUACCACCACUACCACAACUACCACCACUUUCUCUUCUUACCCCUGCCCCCUCUCUCCAAUACCACCAACACCACCACCUCCUCUUCUUCCUCUUCCUUCUUCUCCUUUUCUUUAUAUCCUAAUUUAAAUACUCUUGUAAUUCCACAUUGCAAAUGAGUGUUUAAAUUUCAAUUCAUUCCGCCUCGAUUGAAAGGCUAUACCCAUAUCGAAGGGUGGAAGAAGACAAAGUGUUAAAAAAAAAAGAGGAAAAUCGACACUUUCGCACCGCUUCGUUACUCAAUCGAAACCACCAAGGAACCGGCCUCAUGUCUAUAUAGACAUAUUGAACACAGGGACGUCUAAUAUUCAAGUCCGACGAAACCCUUUCAACACAGCUACUUUCAACAUUCUACUCCGCUUUUUCGCUCCCCUCAAUUCUACGAUAUCCGAACGAACAAUUCACCUAUAACGAAGCCCACGCGAUCUCGCCACCCGAUACCAAAAUGGUCCUCACACACACGACCAACCACGCCUACUCUCACCCAUUUCCUACUGUUACUCUCGCCUUUUUCCUCCGAUACUACUCCCCUCAGCUCAAUCCCUUCUCGAGCCAUGUCCUUUCUACCGAUACCAUUUCGUCGCAUGUCGACCCCGCCACCGGUCGUCUACAUAUGACACGCAUUCAUAUGAAGAAAACCCGAUUGCCGUCUGCUGUUGUCAAGCUAUUACCCACUAGUGUUACCGGUGGAGGUGGCGACAAGUCCAGUUACGUUCUAGAGACUAGUAUCGUGGAUAUCAAGGAAGGCUGGAUGAAGACGGAAAGCCGAAAUCUCAAUUACACAGGUGUUCUGAGUGUAGUUGAGCAGCAACACUACUCAACCACCUCUCCCGACCAAGCUACACCGGCCCCAUAUUCAAACCCUGCAGGAGUCGCAAAUUCUCUCGGUACCAACGGUCCCCGACCGUUAUCUCCGAAUACCUUCGUUACAACGACUUUCUCCUACCGAUCUACCCUAGGAGCCAGGAAACAAGACAAGGCAGCGGCUGAAGUUACUGAUACUGAAGAAACUAGUCCGCGACGAUUCGGUGAAUGGAUUUCGGGAUGGGGUGCGAAGCGAAUCCAAAGCAGCAUCGAAUCCAUAGCUUCUAACAAAACCGAUGACCAACUCAUUAAAUCAAGGGAUGGAAUGCGCAUUGUCCUAGAGCGGCUACGAAACAAUGGAGUCGUUGCUGUACUCAGGGAACUAAGGCGGCGCGAGGGAAAGAGUGUUUUCGAGCAGUGACCACCAUGUCACAACCUUUCUUUCCUUAUGAGAUACCAUGUUACAACAAAAACCUGUAUAUCCGUAUAUGACAUUUUUAAAAUUAGCAAGGCGUUGGGGACUUCGCUGGAGUGGAAGCAAAACGAUGGGAGGAAUGGCCUCGGACUUGAUUACGAAACAUGACCUUGAGCUGUGAACAUACCAGAGGAAACAAUGAGCUAGGAUGAGGAGGGGAGGGAGGCAGGCUGACUUUGCGAUCCGAAAAGACGCUCAUGAUAUCACCUGUUUUGGGUAGGGUUAGGUGUACUUCGCUUUUCUACUCCCCUCAUGUAUCAAAUAUGAAUGUUUAAAACAAUUUGUAUGGGCUUUCUUGUGUAAGACUGGAUGACGUAUACGCCUAAUGAUUCUUAAAUUCGAAUAUCGUGCUUUUUACAUCCAUACCACCAGAUA